AUACUCUUGUCACAAUCAAACGUGACGAGCACCCCUAAAUAAUAUUUUCAUAGCAUAAUGACCUAUUUUUCCUACCUUUGUACAUGGAUUACAAGAGAUGAUCCACAGUAACAACAUAGCCAAAAAAAAAACCCAUUCGCAAAAUGACAAUCCGAGCGAGUUUAAUCCUACAGCGUUAUCAUGCUGUCUAUCUAUUGUUGCUUGUUCUCCAAGUCUCGGGUCAGCCGCAGCCUGGAACCAGCGGUCCAUAUGGUCGGCAAAUAAGACCAAAUCAAGUACCGGCGGUAAUCAUUGGGAUGCUCAUAUUCACGCUCUUAUUCAGCAUGAUCGCUUGCUGUAUCUGCUAUAAAUACACAAGCACCUCUCCGCCUGGAACAAGCUCUGAUUAUGAUGAGGCAGGUCGUGGAGGAGGAGUAGGAUGGAAUAGGAGGACAAGCCGUGGACUUGAAAAAGAUGUUAUAAAUUUCUUCCCUUCCUUUAUUUACUCACAAGUUAAAGGACAAAAGAUAGGCAAAGGCGGCGUGGAAUGUGCCAUUUGCUUGAACGAGUUUGAGGACGAGGAAACUCUGCGUUUAAUGCCUCCAUGUAGCCAUGCAUUUCAUGCUGAUUGCAUCGAUGUCUGGCUCUCUUCUCGCUCUACUUGUCCCGUCUGCCGCGCCAACCUGGCUCCCAAACCGGGAAGUGAUCAAAGGUUUUUAUAUCCAUUUGUACGCCCACAUACCAAUCAAGAUAUGGAUCUUGAAUCGGGAAACACAACAACAAGUGUAUUGGAAUCUCCAGACAUGCGUUUGUUAGAUGGAUUGACAAGGAGCAAUAACAAUGAGGCAAACCGACCACCACGAUCAAAGUCUACAGGAUCAUCAAAUUGGCAAAUAAGGGAUAUAUUAUUCCCAAGAUCUCAUUCAACCGGGCAUUAUCUGGUCCCAUUAGGAGAAAAUCUAGACAGAUUUACACUUCAGUUACCAGAAGAGGUAAGGAGACAGUUGAGCCAGAGGACGUUACCACAAGCCAGGAGUUCAAGGCAAGGCUAUAGGAGUGGUAGUGUUGGGAGCCAGAGAAGAGGUUUUCCUUAUGGACGCCGGUAUAAUCGACGGACCAUUUCUCUUUCUUUCUCUUUCUCCUUUCAAUCUGCCUCUCUUCAGUCAGAAAAAAGCAAGGACGAAGAGUCUGGAGAAGGGUCAAUUGAACGCCUUAGCCUUAGGCCAGAGACGGGCUCGUCUUAAAUUGUUGAUAUCAAGUUUUCAUAUUGACACGUUAGGUUGUAGAGAAUUUGGUGUAGCGUAACAAUGAAGCAACGCAUGUAUGUAAACUAAUUAUGUGUGAGGUGAAACUAGAACAUAAGAGAUCCUAAUCAAUACCCUCAAUUGUACUGUACAGUUACUAUAUAAGUCCAAAAUGUUAUUGUAUGAUUGGGAUUUGUAGUGAAAUCUCUAGAAUAUUUCAAUUAAAACUAUGAUCAAACUAGAAUUUGAGGUUCGCGAAAUGAAACAAGAGAAGAUUAUGGACAGAGUUACAGAAACACAAAGAACACGAUCUAGCUGUUAUCCAGUUCAGGUACAAAACCGCAGCCCUGUGUCUGACCGAGGUUUUCUAGAAAUUUUAAGCUGCAUGUUUGGACGUCGCUAUCUUAUUCACCGGAGAACCCUUAAUUUCUGUUUUUCCUCACCCCACAUACAAAUACAAUUUAAUAUAUGGUCUAGUUAUUGGGAUAUAUUAAAAUUAUGCAAAAGACAUGGAUUAAGAUUGUAAAUAUAUCUUAUUAGUUUUAGGGUUCUGUAUACGUAAUCUAAAUCUCUCUCUGUAAAGCUUAAGGAUAAAUAAUACAGAGAAAAUUCAGAUCUUUUAUGGUAAUCAGAAUAAAUGUUGAAGUUUUUGUUCAUCGGAUUCGUGGAAAGAGAUUGUUUAUUUUGGUGGUACU
Raphanus sativus (radish) is the source of this 1918-nucleotide messenger RNA. Its product is annotated as RING-H2 finger protein ATL34. The transcript has a single exon. Bases 144 to 1223 code for a protein of 359 amino acids. Gene Ontology annotation, molecular function: zinc ion binding. NCBI's taxonomy places the organism in Eukaryota, Viridiplantae, Streptophyta, Magnoliopsida, Brassicales, Brassicaceae. The record is from RefSeq and is a predicted model, not a curated record.